AUGAAUGGCUCGUGGCUGGAUCCGUUAGACCCGGAUGUCUUCGAGAAGUGGCCCGACGUGCGACGCGCCACGCCGUACACGGCUGUGGUGGAGCGGGGUGAGACAAUAGUGGCACCGAAAGGCUGGUGGCACUAUGCCGUGUCACUAGACACUUCGGUGACGAUUAUGAGGAAUUUCUACAGCACGAGCAACCAGUGGGACCUGAUCCAGCGCAAGGAUAGUGGCCUGGCAAGUGCUAUUGCAACACAUGUUCUCCGGAAGCAGCCAAAGCUCAAGAAUCAGCCCGACUCGGUCAUAAACGAUAUCGCGACCAAGACGGUUCACAAGCUUCGUGAAACCUUCAUCGAGAAUCGCCGGAAAGCGGCACAGCAACAAUCCGGAUACCUCAAAUGA
Molecule: messenger RNA, 393 nt
Organism: Symbiodinium necroappetens
Lineage: Eukaryota; Dinophyceae; Suessiales; Symbiodiniaceae
Source: the annotation of a GenBank genome assembly